AUGAGCCAAACAGUGCCUUUCAGUAAGCCCCUUGCAGCAUGUGAAGAUGAGCUCUGGCUGGCUGUCAUCCUAGGGGUACUCGACAGUCCCGCAGGCUGUCAGCCGCUCGCCUAUCACCUUUAUGAUCGCACCGGCCCUUCGUGUUGGAUCAGAAACGGCCAUUCUGCCCAAAUCCACGGUCCUCUUUCUUGUUACACUCAACGCGUUCGUUUGGCGCUGGAGGUUGCCAACUCCACAUGUCCUGCUCCAAGGGCUCUUCUAGCGCCUCUUGGUCAAGCCGUAACCUUGUCCAGAUUACAGUGUUGCCGGCCCGAUCUGGUGAUUAAAUCGGCCAACUGUCUAGUUGUCGCGAGAGGCGGCCAGGCUUUGGUAUGGGUCAUGGUGAGAAUCGGAAAACAGGUCGUUGCAACGCGGCAAAAAAGAAGCGGGACACGACGAAAUGAGGCCACCUGGUAA
Molecule: messenger RNA, 456 nt
Organism: Protopolystoma xenopodis
Lineage: Eukaryota; Metazoa; Platyhelminthes; Monogenea; Polystomatidea; Polystomatidae
Source: the annotation of a GenBank genome assembly